This is a messenger RNA of Ricinus communis (castor bean), 4543 nucleotides long. RefSeq names its product F-box/kelch-repeat protein At3g23880. The record is from RefSeq and is a predicted model, not a curated record. Gene Ontology annotation, molecular function: protein binding. The transcript has 4 exons. Lineage: Eukaryota; Viridiplantae; Streptophyta; Magnoliopsida; Malpighiales; Euphorbiaceae. The coding region runs from base 186 to 1472 and encodes 428 amino acids.
UGUGUCUGAGACAGAACCUCGACGGGCAACUCAAAACCAUUCAACAACAAUCUCUUAAAGAUGAAAUAUAGCCCAAAAUUUGAUGGGUCUGCCCAUUUCACAGUCUUCCUUUAGCCCAACUCCUCUAUUCCUUCAGUAAAAUUAAACUGUGAACUUGUACAGUGAAACUGAGUCACUGGGUUGCCAUGGCAGAGAAGAAGAAGGAGCUGGUGAUGGUGACUGAUUCGACUCACCGCCGACCCACAAAAAGAUUAAAUGAAGACCAAUACCACUCGCUUGUCGAUGAAACUGAGACGCCCCAAAAGAAAGCCAAGAAAUUAGUACCACAGCAGUCUGAUAAUAUUUCAUUUUCUUUACCUGUCCUUCCUCAUGAAAUCAUUGUGGAAAUAAUCUCUCGUUUGCCAGUCAAAACCUUAAUUCAAUUCAGGUGUGUUUCUAAAUCAUUUAAAACCCUAAUUUCUGAUACCCAGUUUAUCAAAACCCACCUCAGAAAAAUCACAUCUUUUUCAAAAAUCAAGAAGCCCAGUCUUUACCAGAAAAUUACUCCAAACAUCACAUUUUCACCAUUUAGUUUCUUUAAAUCUUGUUCUCUGUACUCAAUAUUUGACAAUUCUCUUAAUGAUCCUAUUGAACUUAAUAGUUACUUUUUAGAGAAAAGGUUUCAGUGUGAUUGGCUUGUUGGAUCCUGUGAUGGAUUAAUAUGUUUUUCUGUGAAGCAAGAUUUUGUGACUUUAUUGAAUCCGUCGACAAGGGUAUUUAAUAGAUUGCCUAAUUUAGGAUUUGGAAGGAAGUCAGGUAGCUAUAGUGUUUUCGGGUUUGGUUAUGAUAGUGAAAUUGAUGAUUAUAAGGUUGUUGCUGUGUUCUGCUUCCAAAAUAAGAAUUCCAGUGUUGGUUUUGGGUAUGAAAGUAUAGUUAAAGUUUGUACAUUGAGGACCAACUGUUGGAGGAGGACUGGAAGUUUUGGAUAUGGAGUUCCAUAUGAUGUCUCGGGGAAAUAUGUCAAUUGCACUCUUAAUUGGCCAGUGAUGAGUGAAGGGGAUUCAGGGUUAAUGUGGAUUAUUGUCUCUUUUGAUAUAAAAAGGGAGACCUAUAAGGAGGUGAUGCAGCCUGAUUAUGGAGAAUUAGUUUACGAUAGGACAUUGGGGGUAUUGGAUGGAUGCCUGUGUGUGAUGUGUAAUUAUCAUGCAGUUCGUGCUGAUUUCUGGGUUAUGAAGGAGUAUGGAGUGAGAGAGUCUUGGAUCAGGUUGGUUACCGUACCUUAUUUGGAUUAUCCAGGGUCAUUGCAUUUGCAGUAUUCAGUGCCAUAUGCCAUUGCAGAUAAUGGUGAAGUUCUGCUGGAAUUUAAGUCCUCUUUGGUGAUUUACAAUCCUAACUAUGGGACAUUUAAGUAUCCUGUGAUAAAUAAUUCUUGUAGUUGGGUUGAUGCAGAAGUUUACAUUGACAGCCUGGUUUCGCCCAAAGUUGAGAUUUAGCAUUUGGAGACGAGAAGAAUGUCUGCAAGAAAUAGAAGUUAAGAAAAUCAAUGGCGUCUAGACCUUCAAGAGGUAGUGAAGUUGACAUGAGUCGGAUGGAAUUGAAGGGAGCUAAAAAGGAGGAGACAGUAAAGGAAGCAAUUCCUAAGGAUAUAAUCUUUGAUAUUCUAUUGUCUCUGCCUCCUAACACUCUAAUUCGGUUUUAGAGCGUUUGCAAGUUAUGUCACUCUAUUAUUACCAGUUCUGAUUUUAGUCGAAGCCACCUUGCCAUUGAAUGGAACAUUUGCACUGUGGAAUCCAGCUAUAAGAGAGUAUAAAUAUUGCAUCACCGGGGCAUAUACAAGAUUCAAAUUCACCGUGGCAGGAACCACUUGGGAGAUAUAUUCUUUAAGGAGUAAUUCCUGGAAGCAUAUGCCGACUCUCCCUUGGAAUUUUAUGAUGUUGUCGCGCCAAGUGGGGUUCUUCGUGGACGGGAACCUUCAUUGGAAGGUUCCUUACGUGAAAGCUUAUGAAUCAAGUGAAGAAGGAUUUGAGUUUGAUGUGGGAAACUUAAUGGAAUACAUCCUUAUCAUGAAUUUGAUCCAUUGUGAUUCACAAAACACGAAUCUUCCUUUCAGUUUUAGUUUGUUCAAUUUGCCUGCUGAUAUAAGGAAUACACAUCCUGUAUUUGAGUUGGGGGUUUUUAAAGGAUGCAUUUGUUUGGUUCAUUACCAUGUCAAAGGGCGUAAACCAGAGUUAAAUAAAGUUGAAGAUCAUACCAUUGAUAUUUGGACGCCCGAGUUAGAUGCAGCUGAGGAGAAAACUAAUUGGACUAAGCUGAUCACUAUUCCGAAAUUAUAUGAUUUGCCCCCUGGUCAAUACGCACCUGUGUGUACCAUCAACAAUGGAGAACUCCUGUUGAACGUGACGGUGAAGCGGGGGAACAAGUUAUAUUUAUUCAACCCGGAAGAGAAGCUGUGCUCGGUGAGGGAUUUUGAUAACAAAACAAGAUAUUUUCAUAAAGUUAUCACUUAUGCUGAAACUCUACUUUCACCAAAUGCCAUUACUAUCACUGGCGAGGAAGACAGCCUGGCGCCACAUAAGUGAGUACGCACUUAUAUAUCAAAAACUUGAAGGACUCAAGAAUAUAUCAUGAAGAGCUCGACAGUUUUCAAGUGAUUAAAUAGAAACUUAGAUGUUCUUCUUUUUUUCUUCUUUUAAAUAGUAUUGCUACAAUACUAAUAUACCUAACUUGAGUGAUCGUAUAUAGUUGAUUAAUUACUGAUUAUAUGGUUUAGUGAUUAGUGAUCUUAUAUAGUCGAUUAAUUAGUGAUCUGAUAUAGCUUUUUUUAACAGAAAAGAAGUUAAAAGACUUUCAAGAAAAGAAAAAAGAAGUUAAAGACUGAUAUACUUUUCUUCUUUUAUAAAUAGAAGAUAGAUUAUAUGAACAACAGAGGCCCUCAGGCCAACUCAAUAAUUUUUUUUAAUCAACCCUCCACAUAUUUAUUUCACAUUAAAGAAUCAGAUUUAUUAUAUGAUUUUUCCUCAUAUUACUUAAUAUUAUAUUUUAUAUUUUAAAUUGAUAUAUAAUUUUCAUCUCAACUUGCAUCUGGAGUUGAGCAAUUAUAUUGAUCAUGUGUAAUUCUUCUUUACCACUUAAAAUUUUCUUACUAAAACUUAAUUACCAAUUUGACCUUAUUUCCAUUCCUUUCCCUCUGCUUUUCUUAUUUUCUUUUAAUAAGCUGAACAAAGGAAAUAGCAAUCUCCUUACAUUCUACCCCCUUCGUCCUCCGUUUUAAACUCAUGCACGCAUGGUCUUCCUAGUAAAACUAGACUAAUACAGCGAGACUGAGUCACUGAGUCACCAUGGCACAGAAGAAGGAACUGGUGGCGUUGACUGAUUCGACUCAUCCCCGACCCACAAAAAGAUUAAAAAUUAAAUGAAGACCAAUGCCACUCACUAGUCAAUGAGACUGAAACGCCCCGAGAUAACACCGAAAAGAAAGCCAACAAAUUAUUACCACAACAAUCUCAUCAAAUUCCAGUUUCAUUGCCAGCUCCCCCUCAUGAAAUCCUUGUGGAAAUCAUCUCUCGUUUGCCAGUCAAACCUUAUACCCGAUUUAUCAAAAUCAACUUCAGCAAAAUCACAUCCUUAUAAAAAAUCAAGAAGUCCAGUCUCUAUCCGAGAAUGACUUCACCGCUUAGUUUCUUUAGAUCGUGUUCUCUGUAUUCAACUGAUGAUAUUGUGCCCGAAGUUGCUGUUUAAAGAAAAGGGUUCCUUCUGAUCGGCUCGCUGGGGUUGUGAUGGAUUAAUAUGUUAUGCUGUCAAGCAACACGUGACUUUGCUGAACCAUCUACAAGGUAUUUAGUAAAUUGCCUUAUUUAGGAUUUAAAAGGAAGUCUCAUAGAUAGACUGUUAUUUUUGGGUUUGAUUAUGGUAGUGAAGAUGAAUAUAUUGUUGCUGUGUUCUGCUAUCGGUAUAAGAACUCUAGUGUUGGUUUUGCGUACGAAUAUAGUUCAAGUUUGUAUACUGAGGUCCGAUCGUUGGAGGAGCAUUGGCCAGUGAUGAGUGAAGGCGACUCAAGAUUAAUAUUGUUUCUUAUGAUUCAGCAAAAGAGCCUAUAGGGAGGUGAUGCAACCUGACUACAGAGAAUUCUGUUAUGAUAGUGGAUGGAUCCCUUAGUGGGAUGUGUCAUUGUCAUGCAGUUGGUGCUGAUUUGUGGAUUAUGAAGGAGUACGGAUUCGGAGAGUCUUGGAUAAAAUUGCUUUAUUUUGAUGAUUUGAUCCAGGGUCAUUGCGUUUGCAGUAUAUUCAGUGCCAUAUUCCAUUGCAGGUACCCUGAUAUAAAUAAUUCUUAAAAUCGGAUUGCUGUAGAAGUUUACAUUACAUGAUAUCCUGGUGGCGCCCAAAUUUGAGGAUUUAGCAUUUCUAGAGACAAAACAAGAAUGUGUGCCGAAAAUGGUUUUGUUGCGCAUCUUGUUAUAGUAGCAUCCUCUGUCCACUGUGUUUUUAUGUUUGCUCGGACACAAAAUGCUCUGCUGAUGUUUGCUUAUUAUCUUUACUGGCUUCUUAAUUUUAUAAUUUCUUUUCCA